Molecule: messenger RNA, 1986 nt
Organism: Haliotis rubra (blacklip abalone)
Lineage: Eukaryota; Metazoa; Mollusca; Gastropoda; Lepetellida; Haliotidae
Product: G-patch domain and KOW motifs-containing protein-like
Biological process (GO): mRNA splicing, via spliceosome
Cellular component (GO): spliceosomal complex
Molecular function (GO): nucleic acid binding
Source: RefSeq, a predicted model, not a curated record
UGCACAGGAAGUUGGUUCAGCGAGUGUCUCAAAAUGGCGGACGACGAAACAAACGCGAAGAAGGGAGGGUUUUCUUUUGGUUUUGCCAAGAAAAUUGACAACAAAAAAUUACAAACAUCUGUCGUCAGCGAUUCAGAAAAGAAAAAGGAAGAAGAAACGGAUUUUGUGUACUCGUUCGAGGGUAAGGAAGUCAAAAGCUCAAAACCAACCGAUACAGCCCCGAAACAAUUUGUUAUUCCGUUGAUAAAGAGCAAUAACUGGAGGACUCCGUUCUUGGAGAAGAAAGACCAGCUAAAGGAAGAAAGUGAUAAGACAAACUCAGUCGACAGCAAAGACGAUACAGAACCCAAAGUAGUGAAAGAAGACUUGACUCUAACAGAGCAGGCGACAAGAGAAAUUAUUGAAGCGAGUGCACUUGAAAAUCAGAACUGGACUGGCCGCGGGCAGCCCGAUCCAAAUUUAAGUGUUCCUUUACUUGUUCGUAAUAAGGUUCCCGAAGGUUUCGAAACUGAUGAUAAACUGGAUGUGUCACUGAGGCCGGAUGGCCCAGAAGAUGCUGACUACGAACAAAUACCAAUAGACCAGUUUGGCUUUGCAAUGCUCAGAGGUAUGGGCUGGAAGGAUGGUGAAGGUAUUGGUAAAAAUAAGGAACUUGUUCCACCUCCAGAAGCAAUUUUAAGACCUAAAGGACUUGGACUUGGUGCAGAUAGAAGUACAAACUUACAAAUGAAAAAUGGUGCUGUAUCUGAAAAGGGCCAUGAUAAAGAAGAUGAAUUAGAGUUGAAGAAGGGUGCCUUUUGUUUAAUAACUAAAGGUACUAGUAGAGAUAUGUAUGGAGUUAUUGAAGGUUUAGAUGAUGACAAUGCAAGGAUUAUGGUGAAAUUAACGCUCAGUGGAAAAAUUGUGACAAUUUCCCAGUAUUCUGUUGAAUUGGUGUCAAAGAAAGAUUAUGAAAAGUUUUCAAAAUAUCUCAAUAAGGGAAAAGUUGAUAAGUAUAAGAAGGAAGAGGAAAAGAAGAAAAAAGACAAACAUAGAUCUAGAAGCAGAAGUCCCCAUGAAAAAAGCAGAAGAAAGAAAUCUCACAGGGGUCACAGUAGAAGUCCACAUGAUGACAGAAAACAUGCUGAUCAUAAGGAUAAAAAGGCUAAACAAGAAAAUGGGUACAAUGCAAAUGAUGUGUACCUGUGGGCAAGACCAGACAUUAGGGUUCGGAUUGUUGACAAAAAGUUUAAGAGUGGCAAAUAUUACAAGUCAAAAGUUAUAGUGGUGGACGUUGUCAGUGUAGAUAACUGUGUAUGUCGGACUGAGGAAGGGCGAGUACUGGAGGGACUGUCACAAUCAAGUCUGGAGACUGUGAUUCCCAAACAUGAUCAUGCACAUGCUUUGAUUGUGUCUGGAAAGUACAAGGGGCAAAUAGGGGAAGUUGUGAAAAGAAGCAAAGAAAAAUGUGAAGCUUUACUGCAGCUGCUAAGUGACAGAGACAUCAUUUUGAAACUUGGAUAUGAUGAUAUUUGUGAAUAUGUUGGUGACAUUGACCAACAGUUUGACUAUUAGUCUCGGAUAUCUUGCUUAAUAAUAGCUUUGAACAUGGACAAAACCAAAUGUCUUAAUACAUUUUGAGACAGCAUGUUAACAGACACUGACAGAAGGUUACAAGGGAUGUGUCAUGUAGAUGGAUAUAAGAAAAUAUGAGUGAUCAUUCGCAUAUGAUGUGUAAUUAUUUAUCUUCAUGUAUUGCCUUGUUCUCAUUCCCUGCCACAAGUCGUAUUUUCCAGAUAAGGAGGAUGUAUUUAGUCCUGAACAUCCCAAUACUGACAUUAUGAACUUGUUAAACAUCAUCAUAUUGCAAAAUAUUGUGAUACUGCUAUUUCCAUUACCAGUAACCAUGGUUACCACAACUGUUAAGACAUGCUUAGAUACUUAACAGACCCAUCAAAUUGAACUCAACAUCAUGAAAAGUAAUAAAACAAUAAGUUUUGUUCAAAA